Ziziphus jujuba (common jujube) is the source of this 2396-nucleotide messenger RNA. Its product is annotated as ABC transporter G family member 4. The transcript has a single exon. NCBI's taxonomy places the organism in Eukaryota, Viridiplantae, Streptophyta, Magnoliopsida, Rosales, Rhamnaceae. The record is from RefSeq and is a predicted model, not a curated record. The coding region runs from base 288 to 2129 and encodes 613 amino acids. Gene Ontology annotation, molecular function: ATP binding; ATP hydrolysis activity; ABC-type transporter activity. Gene Ontology annotation, cellular component: membrane.
UCUUAUAUAAUAUUAUAUAGCAAGUUGGUUUUUAUUUGUACUUCCAAGCUAGCUAAAAUUAAAAGUUAAUAGUAAAAGUUAUUGCCUAAGUUUUGUCAUUAGCACUAAUUCUAUAAUAUACAAUUUAAUACAAACAAUUAAGGGCAAACCCCAAAACUUUUUAAUUCUCCAAAAUCUUCUCAUCCGACAACCAACAUGGAAACCUUGAUCAAGGUCACACACCUCAAAAUCUCUCAAUCCCUCCAACCCAACUUUUCUCUCCCUCUUCAUCCCCACAUUUAACCGCAAUGGAUGACCAACAAUCCCUACCACUACCACCACCAUUACCAUCUCCAUGUCCAUCACCAUCACCAUCUUCAUCUCCUCCUGUAAAAACCUAUGAACUAACAGCCUCAUCCAUCUCCUACACCAAGUCAACAACUACUCCUUCCUUUCCACCAUUAAAUUUCCUCUUCAAGCCAUGCAAAUCUGCCCCACCAACUUACAUCCUCCGUGACGUCUCUCUCACUGCCUAUCCAUCUCAAAUCCUUGCCAUUGUUGGCCCAAGUGGUGCUGGAAAAUCCACUCUUCUCGACAUUUUAGCAGCUCGAACUUCACCCACUAAUGGCACUCUCCUUCUCAACUCUUACGCUCUCAAACCUUCCUAUUUCCGAAAAAUCUCUGCCUAUGUCCCUCAACACGAUGCAUGUUUUCCUUUGCUUACCGUCUCUGAAACUUUUGCCUUCUCUGCUCGUCUUCUCGUUCCCAAAGCCUCUGAUAUUGACUCUGUUGUCUCUUCUCUUCUCGCAGAGCUCAGGCUUACACAUUUGGCUAACACAAGGGUCGGCCAUGGCUUAUCGGGUGGUGAACGUAGACGUGUCUCAAUAGGCCUAAGUCUUCUUCAUGACCCUGCUUUGUUGCUUCUCGACGAACCCACGUCUAGUCUUGAUAGCACCUCUGCAUUCAAUGUAAUGCAGACGCUCAAAUCCAUCUCUGUUACUCGUCAUCGGACGGUGGUUUUGUCUAUUCACCAACCGAGUUUCAAGAUCCUUUCCACCAUUGAUAGAAUCCUCUUGCUAUCUAAAGGUAUGGUUGUUCACCAUGGAACAAUUGCUUCACUGCAGAGAUUCUUGCUCUGCAAUGGUUUCACUGUCCCUCCACAGCUCAAUGCUCUAGAACAUGCCAUGGAAAUACUUAACCAGCUUCAGGACAUGAAACCCACUAGUCCAUCAUCACUUCCUUCAUCACCUGAUAAUUCUAGAGCUUCUCCUUCUGAUAAUGAUGCAAAAAUUGUCAGGUAUAAAAGCUCAAGAAUCCAUGAGAUUCUCACUCUUUACAACAGGUUUUGGACGAUCAUUUUCAGAACCAGACAGCUACUUUUGACAAACACAUUGGAGGCGCUAAUUGUGGGUCUUGUUCUAGGAACAAUUUACAUAAAUAUUGGAUUCGAAAAACAGGGGAUUGAAAAGAGAUUCGGUCUCUUUGCCUUCACACUCACUUUCUUACUCUCUUCCACAACUGAAACCCUCCCGAUCUUCAUCAAUGAAAGGCCAAUCCUUUUAAGGGAAACUUCAAGUGGGGUUUAUAGGCUCUCGUCGUAUCUCAUGGCAAACACCCUUGUUUUUUUACCUUAUUUAUUGGCCGUUGCGAUUAUAUACUCAAUCUCUGUUUAUUUCUUGGUGGGUCUUUGUACUACUUGGCAAGCAUUUGCUUAUUUUGUAUUGGUUAUAUGGAUUAUUGUUCUAAUGGCGAACUCAUUCGUACUUUUUCUAAGCUCUCUGGCUCCGAACUACAUUGCCGGAACUUCACUCGUGACUAUAUUUCUUGGAGCUUUCUUUCUCUUCUCCGGCUACUUCAUAGCCAAAGAAAGCAUGCCCAAGUACUGGCUUUUCAUGCACUUUUUUUCCAUGUAUAAAUAUGCUCUCGAUGCUCUUUUAAUCAAUGAGUAUGCUUGCCUUGUCUCAACGUGUUUGAUAUGGUACGAAGAGAAUAAGGAAUGCAUGGUUACAGGAGGUGAUGUGUUGCAGAAGAGAGGACUCCAUGAAAGGCAGAGGUGGACCAAUAUUUACAUGUUGAUUGGUUUUUUUGUAUUGUAUCGCGUGCUUUGUUUGCUGGUUUUGAUCAGAAGGAUUUCAAGGUCCAAAAAAUGAAGGGAAUUAAAGAUUGUUUGUGUGUUUCUUCAACCUUUUGUAACGCGCAUUUCAAUUUUUUCUUUGUCAAGAACCAAAUUAAGCUAAAUAUGUAAUAUUUGCUUAAUUUUGGGACAAAGGAAGAUGAAAAGAUAACAUCUCUCCUAGCUUCAUUUCGUUUAUUUGGAAAAAUGAAAUACAUCAAUAAUGGUAUGUCCAUUUUUAAAAUGAAUUUCGUCUUCUGCAAUUGUUUCCUUACUAUAUAUGUAAAACUCCACAAUUUUAUUA